AUGGCGUUUUCUGAUGAAUUGUUUAACAGUGAAUCUUUGGAGUUUAAAGGAGAAGGAAAGUCUUCCCUAUCUAGUUCAGAUUUCUUUGAUUCCCCAAGCCCAGAGGAAGAGAAGGAUGAACUUGCAGCCUUGGCACAGAGAACAAUAGAGGCUUCCAAGAAAACAUCUAGAUCUGCCACAACAUCACAAAUCCUGCACAGUCCUCAGGCUUCCCCAAGAGCUCAAAUGUACUCCUCAAAAAGGGCAGAGCUAAAGAGAAUUCUACUAAUUUCCCAGAUGCCAGAUAAAAGAACUGUUUUGCCACCCAAGCCAGGAGACUUGAUUGCCAGUAUCAGUUUUUCUCAUGAGGCAUCCGGAACACCAUCAGCAUUCCAUAUAGUUGCCGCUGGCAGCCACCAGUCGAACUCUCCAUCCUUCUCUAGUGCAGAAACAAAACAGAAAGCUGAUCACAGUCAGUCUCCGUUAGAAGAGUUACAGUCACAGGUCAAGGAGCUGAGAUCUAUCAUUGAAACCAUGAAAGACCAACAGAAGAAGGAGAUCAAACAACUGCUUUCUGAACUAGAUGAAGAGAAUAAGAUACGACUGAGAUUACAGAUGAGUUCUUAUAGGAAACUUUGCGACUGUGUGUAUUUUAAUGGAUACUGCGCUUGUUGCUUUUGCUAAGGGGGUCUGGCACUG
Xenopus laevis (African clawed frog) is the source of this 678-nucleotide messenger RNA. RefSeq names its product SH3 domain-containing kinase-binding protein 1. The transcript is spliced from 5 exons. NCBI's taxonomy places the organism in Eukaryota, Metazoa, Chordata, Amphibia, Anura, Pipidae. Bases 1 to 663 code for a protein of 220 amino acids. The record is from RefSeq and is a predicted model, not a curated record.